AUGACAGACUCCGAACCCCAAGCCGUUCAAGUGACCAAGACCCCAGAAGGCAUCACAACCAUAACAAUCAACCGCCACCACAAGAGAAAUGCCAUCGACGGACCAACAGGCAGAAAGCUCACAGAAGCAUUCCUCGCCUUUGAAGACGACCCGUCCCAAAAAGUCUGCGUUUUCUACGGUGCAAACGGCAACUUUUGCGCUGGCUUUGACCUCCAUGAGGUAGCCAAGUUCAACCCCGGCGACCACGAGUACAAGGGUCCCAUCAUCGAUGUCAAGCAUGAAGUUCAUGGUCGCAACAUAGGUCCCAUCGGUCCCUCGAGGAUGCAAGUCAAGAAGCCCGUCAUCAGUGCUGUUUCAGGCUACGCCGUCGCAGGAGGUCUAGAGCUAUCCCUAAUCGGUGACAUGCGCGUCGCAGAAGAAGACGCAGUCUUUGGCGUCUUUUGCAGACGAUUCGGCGUCCCUCUCAUCGACGGUGGCACAGUCCGUCUUCAGGCUAUUGUCGGUCUCGGUCGCGCUCUCGACAUGAUCCUCACCGGCCGGGGAGUCGGCGCCCAAGAGGCUCUGCAGAUGGGCCUCGCCAACCGCGUGGUGCCCAAGGGCCAGGCUCUCGUCGAGGCGACAAAGAUUGCGCAGCAGCUGCUAGCGUUUCCACAAGAGUGCAUGAAUGUCGACCGUGCCAAUUGCUACUACUCUGCCUACAAUGCUUCUUCUUUCGAGGAUGCGUUGGGUAAUGAGUUCCGGAAUGGUGUCAAGGUGAUUACGACGGAGAGUAUAAGGGGUGCUGCCAGGUUCAGCGGAGGAGCUGGACGGCACGGUGCGUUUGAAGAAUCAAAGAUUUGA
Molecule: messenger RNA, 840 nt
Organism: Fusarium keratoplasticum
Lineage: Eukaryota; Fungi; Ascomycota; Sordariomycetes; Hypocreales; Nectriaceae
Exons: 1
Coding region: 1-840 (279 amino acids)
Source: RefSeq, a predicted model, not a curated record